AUUUUGGACUUAUUAAUCUUUGUAUGUAUAUUUUUCUAGGUGGCCACCAAUCCCUUCAAGGACUGGAGUAUUUUAAGGGCCAUCUACAAGGAGACACCGGCCAAUGCUGCACCCAAACGGCUUAAGAAACUGGCUGGCUGCAUUGCGUCAAAUGCAAUUAUCAGACCGUUUUACCAUCAGUAACGGCAAUAAAAUGGCACAACAUUUGGCUGGUUGUGGUCUAAGCACUUGCUAUUCUGCGGGCGAGGAACAACAAGUAGAUCAAGAGCAUCCCCGUGUAGGACAAAGCCUUUCCGAGGAUGGACAACCGCUUGAAGGUGCAGUUAUUGGUGGAGUGGGUCUAGUAGAGCCGCCAAAUCAAACCGAUUUACAACAGGACUAUAUGCAAAGUGAUUCUGUGCCAGAUCUAUCGCCGCAAUUUAUUUUACUUUUUAUUACAUUUGCAUUUACAAUUAAGGGGCAAUAA
Molecule: messenger RNA, 466 nt
Organism: Drosophila willistoni
Lineage: Eukaryota; Metazoa; Arthropoda; Insecta; Diptera; Drosophilidae
Exons: 2
Coding region: 104-466 (120 amino acids)
Source: RefSeq, a predicted model, not a curated record